AUGGAAGCUUCACCACAGAAUAACCUCUUAGCCCAAGCUCCCCUUACUCACACUCCUAAACAGAAACAGGCCGGUGGUCCACCAGUUGUCAAGAACACUCCUGGGAGUCACAACUAUACCGCUCAUGCCAAAGACAAGGUUCCCCAGCGCGCCUCUGUUCUCAACAAGUUUCUCCAAGAUGAUAUCAGCGAUAGAGCCGUAUUAUCUCUCGACGACUUUGCAACCUUGAUCCUCGAUCUUCCUCCAGAUUGGAGAAUCAAGGAAGAUUUUAGCCUGCUGCCGGAAAGCGAAGUCGUGAGGGAGACUUUUGAGGCAUACCUGACAGCUGCAAUAGGGGCGACGGAGGGCGAAGGAAAGGGGAAGAAGAAGGGAAAGGCUGCUGCAGUGCGCGAGAAGGAACUGUACCAGCCCCUUGCGAAUCUAUUGAAUAGUUUGAGAGACGGAAAAGGACGGCAUAUGAAAAAGGACAUUGAUGAGAAGAUUUUCUAUGUGCAGGAUCCUCGUCCGCUUCUGGGAUCACUAUUGGAGAGGAAGCCAGACCUAGGUGCAAUUUACAUUCAGCUAUUAGAACUCACCAAGAACGCAAAACUGUCCAAAUACCUCGGGAAAAACAAAAUCGCCGGCGUUUUUUGGGGACUGCUACUAUUCUUCGUGGAAGUCAAGCACGAGAAAGGACGUUUCAUAGGCCUGAACAUAACCAAAGAAGGUUCUUCGUACCGCGUUCAAUCGGGGCCCUUGCCGUCCAUCAGACAUUCGGGAUCUGCUUCUACGCCUCCCGCUUCAGCAACUACCAGUUUUGGAGACGAAAAUAGGCCUCGGGUAACCAUUCACCAGAGCGGGGGCAAAGAAAAGUUGUUGGAAGUGGGCUCAUCGCAGGAGUAUGCACUGAGAGCGGAAGAAGAGCUGAAAGAAGAAAGAUUGUUGACUCCGACGCAAGGGCAGCACCGUACAAGAAUACAAUGCGCGAGCUAUGCGAAGGAGAUGCUUUCGAAUGGGUUUAUUCGGAACCACGCUAUUGGAAUCCUAGCGGACGAUGACGGGUUCCGUUUUCAUUAUUAUGAUCGUUCUAAGGUUGUUGAAAGCGAGGCCUUCAACAUUUUAGACGACGAGUGGAAGAAACUCUUCAUGGCUAUGGUCUGCCAGCUGAAUAAGCUGUCUUCAGAGAAGCUUGGAUUUAUCCCAAAUCUACAUUUGGAUAAAUACGAUCACCUUCGGGACCCAGAACAGUUUUCACAACAGUUUGCAAACGAUCCGCAAGGCCUGGUUGGUGCCCACUAUUCUUUCAAAGGAUCUGACGGCGUUGUGCAUAUAGUCGUCAUAGAACAAGUUCUCUAUCGUGCCGAGGGCAUCAUUGGUCGAUGCUCGGUCGUCGUCGAGGUGACAUGUAUCUGUCAGGACUCUGGUUGCAAAUGGAAUGGGGAAAGGAAGAUCAUGAAGAUCAGCUUUCCAAGUAAAUCUCGACCCUCAGAAGAAGGACUUAUAUAUGAUGCUCGAUCUAAGGCAGAAUCGUCUAGCGAGCACUGGGCGCUCAACCAUCUUCCGAAAGUUAUCGACUCCAUCACGUUACCCUACCAUGAAAAGGAAACGGUUCAAGGUCGCUUGAAGACGCAUCUGAAAGACAAGUACGAGGAACGAGUAAUGCGUGUCACAAUUUUGGAGAAACUACAGCCACUUUCGGAGUUAGAGGACCCGAGGGAGUUCGCGCAAGUGUUUUACGAUGUUCUUCAAAUUCAUCAAUGGCUUUAUGAAUGUGUUGGAAUUCUGCAUCGCGACCUCAGCUCCGGCAACAUCAUGUUCAGACGCAAGGAUGACAAGAUUUAUGGAGUGUUGAAUGAUUUCGACCUUUCAUCCCGUGUCGCCGAUAUGGACAAGGGCCCAACGUCGAACCAGCGUACUGGUACCCGGCCUUUCAUGUCUCGCGAUCUGUUAUGCCCAACUUGGAAUGGCGGCCAUCUCUACCGCCAUGAUUUAGAGUCAUUGUUUUAUAUCAUACUCUGUCUCGCCUGCCGCUACGAGAGACCAAAUGUGCCUGUUCCUGAACCACGACCUUAUGCCUCUUGGUUUCGUGGAACGGACCAGGACGUCUUCAACGACAAAUCCACUUUCCUUUCCGAAUUUCUUCCUGGAGGGCUACCCGUUCAACCUUAUUUCACUCACUUCAGGACAUGGCUGCAUCUUAUCUACCGUUUCGUCUCCGCCGGAUAUAAAGCGCGACCGUCCCUCGAAGUUGAGUCUGAAAUCGCAAAUUAUGACCCGGCCACCCUGCUUGCUUUGAGGGACUCCUUGCAGGAUCCUGAACUCGAAGAGUUUGAUUGGAGUACCCUCAAUGGACGCGUUACAUACCUCACAUUCAGAAGGAUUAUGUCUUCCUUCCAAGCUCAACCUCUCGAAACUCGUUGGUUAAGUGGGAAUCUACGCCAGUAA
Lentinula edodes (shiitake mushroom) is the source of this 2424-nucleotide messenger RNA. Its product is annotated as protein kinase. The transcript is spliced from 4 exons. Lineage: Eukaryota; Fungi; Basidiomycota; Agaricomycetes; Agaricales; Omphalotaceae. Gene Ontology annotation, molecular function: ATP binding; protein kinase activity. Bases 1 to 2424 code for a protein of 807 amino acids. Gene Ontology annotation, biological process: protein phosphorylation. The record is from RefSeq and is a predicted model, not a curated record.